Molecule: messenger RNA, 915 nt
Organism: Caenorhabditis angaria
Lineage: Eukaryota; Metazoa; Nematoda; Chromadorea; Rhabditida; Rhabditidae
Source: the annotation of a GenBank genome assembly
AUGUCGUUCGCUUUCAAUAAUUCCAAGUUCGAUGAACUUCCGAUGGCUAAUUCAAGUGUAAUGAGUACAAUUAUGCAAUCAAGCUUCUCUAAUUAUUAUCAAUGGGGUGUAACAAUUUUCAACUUGAUUAUCCAAUUAAUCUUCUUAAUUACGGUAAUUUAUCAAGGUUUGCAUAAAUCGAGCUCAUUUUUCAAAAUGCAUAUAAUUCUAUCAAUCUCGAUAAUCAUCAGAUCAUUUUUCUUGAUAUUUAUCAAUAAUUGCAUGUUAUUCUCGAAGGAUAGCUUAUUGCCGGAUCUCACUCAAGUCUCUCUCUAUGCGGAUUUCAUUGUUGAUACCUUCAAAAACAUAAUGAUCUUCCUAAUGGCUCUGAAUCGUUGUCUCUCAUUCAUCAAACGAAAUCUCAUGGAAUUUCUCUUCGAUCCAAAAAGAUAUAUCUUUUGGGUGGUUGUUAGUCUAAUUUUUUCCAUCGUUUUCAAUGUUUAUCAGAUAAUUCGCUAUGGAAUUGUUAGAUCGUUUGUUGAUGGAUUGGGAUUCAUGGAUUCUGCAACUUCUAUGGAUGAUAGAACAACAUAUUAUGCUCUUUAUAUGUUUCCAGCCUUGACAGUUCUCUGCUAUUUAAUCUUAUUUUGUUAUUUCAAAAAUCUUCCCAAAAACAAAACAAGUCAAACAGGCACUCAAAGCACCGCAAUUCAUCUUUUCUCCUCACUUAUUCUCAAUCUUCUAUGCUCUUUUUACGCUUUGCUAUUUUGUGAAGACACUAACCGACUUGUCCUUAAACUUUAUUAUUGCGUCAACCAAUCGCCGGAAAUUGCAUUACCUCUAAUAUUUGUGAUUUCAAAUUGGCGCAUGAAAAUUAAGCAGAGAACAGUGUUUUUGAGAAAGACUUCGAGUAAAAAGACGGCGGAAUUCAGUUAA